This is a messenger RNA of Suillus plorans, 255 nucleotides long. RefSeq lists its product as uncharacterized. The transcript has 4 exons. The record is from RefSeq and is a predicted model, not a curated record. NCBI's taxonomy places the organism in Eukaryota, Fungi, Basidiomycota, Agaricomycetes, Boletales, Suillaceae. Bases 1 to 255 code for a protein of 84 amino acids.
AUGGUCGCACCCCGGGGAGCACGCACUUUCAUGCGCAAUUGGUUUGCCAUCGAGGUACAUUUCCCAUACUACGCCGUUAUUGGUUUGGCCGUCGGUGGUGCAGGCUGGUAUUUAACCCGCCUCGCUCGUGGUCCUACGGUCGUUUGGACGAAGAGUAACCCAACUCCCUGGAACGACGUCAAACAAGAUGAAAACACCAAAAUUUUGGAUGUCAACUCGAGGUUUGCAAAGAGCUGGUCGAGGGAAAAACUAUAA